AUGGUCGCUGCCGGAGCUCAGCCCUCGAUUGAGGCGAUUGAAGCCUUGGCCGACCACUUCUCAGAAGCCAAGGACGCCAGGAGUAUCAAGGCCGUACUAUCCUUGCUGAAAGGCUCGAAGCCUGGCCUGACCGCAGUGGAUCCGAUCGGCAUCAUGUUUUCCCGGUUGGUUCGAGCGCACUGCCGGCGUCAAGACGUGACCAGCGCACUAGCGGAGGUGGCGGAGAUGGAGGCAACGGGCCGAGAGGUUGACGUUGAGGUUUACUCAGAUUUGCUGCACGGGUGUGCGAUCGCGAGACCACCUCUCCUGGUGGAAAUGGAGGCUGUGUGGGCGCACAUUCAGGAGCGAGGGCUUACGACAAGGGGAGGCGUUCAGCAGGAUAUUUUCGUUGGCCUCAUGACAACCCACGCCAACAGCGCGGGAUACGCUCCAUUCGGCGAUAACCAACAAGACCAGCAGCAGCGGACUGUGCUGGGAGCGUGCGGUGUCCCCCACCCCCUGAAGGGGCACGGCCCACCGCUCUCGGUGCCGAGUGCAGCUGACAAGUCAAAUAAGUUCCAGCACUGCUCCUACAGUCCACGGAAUUCGCGUACCCAGGCCCCGCUCGAAAAGGUUGACGAAGCUUGGGACGGCAUGCUGGAGGCGCUUAAUGAAGCAGCAAGCGCAUCGACAGAUCCAGAUAGAACUGCCGAUGAAGGGGGGCUCGUGACUCCCGAGUCGUGGAUGGCGCGAGCCUCCUCGUUGGCCCUGUGCGUGCGGGACUCGGGGUUGAUCUCAGAUGAUGCCAUGUCAAGGUCUAUGGAGGCUUUUCGAUCUUACCGGAGAUACGGCGGCAGUUUCGCCAGCAGGGAAGACAUCUUCGGCCUCGCUGAGGUUGUGCGUGGCCUGGCCCGGUGCGGGCGACAAUCCGAGGUGGAAGCCAUCUUCUCGGAUCUACGGCAGGAUGCCGAGAAAGCCGAGCGAAAUGCCUCCGCCGUGGCUGCAAGCACCACCAAGACAGCCGUCGACAAGGCAAAGACGAGGAGCGCCGCUACCCGAGCCGCACGCGUCUUCGACGAGCUGCUCCGGGCGCUGGGCGCUAGGGGGCGCGGCCUCGACUCGGGAGGCCGGCCGUACGGGCUGUCGCUGCUGGAGGUCGUUGAGGACGUUGCGGGUCAGGCCCACGCUUGCGGAGAUCGCAGCCAAGGGGACGUUGACUCGCGACUGACGGCAACGCUACAGGCCGUCCUGACAACGUCACGCUUCCUCGACCGCGAGGAUGCAGCCUCUAUCAACAAGGCCAUCCGCACCGCCUUGGAUUCCGCGGCAACAGCUAUUGCUUCCGUCGAAGAUUUGCAAGGCAGGAGCGAGCCCGAGCUGCGGCGGGAAUGGGCGGGUCCAAAUUUGGCGGCGCUGUCUCUCUUGGCCCUGUUGCACGUGUCCCAGAACCGGUGGGAAGGAAUCCCUGCUGCCAUUGAUGUCCUGCAAGAGAUGCACGACCGCGGGCUCACCCCGCCGGCCACGUUGGCUGCCCAGCUGGAGACCGUCUUCAAGCGCCAUGGCACCGUCCGACAGAAGCGGCGGUCUUCGUUCCUCCUCGCAAGAGCGCUGGACGGGUUCGGCCCUCCUCGGGACAACAACGACGAUGGCGACGACGGGACUGCCGCUGAGCAAGAAGGCGACGCCCGUCGCGUUGUUGGGGUCGGAGAGGCGAUUCGCGGCAUGGUGGAGAGCUCGACCACCAGAGGGGUAGACGAGUGGGACGCCCAAGAACCUCUCGCUGCUGCCGAGGAGUCUGCGAACGGUGAUGGCGGUACGCAGGUCAACGAGGAAGGCAGUAAUAGCGCCGGAGGCACCGCUGUCCGACCUUCUGCCGAGCAAAGCUACCAGCUCCUCCGGCAGAGGCUGCGAGAGGCGUCCCUCAACGGAAACGCUUCGGCGGGCGUUCGCAACGUGGAGCAGUCGUGCGCCGCCGCCGUUGCCGCCGCCGCGGAAUUGACGAAGGAGGCGGGACGAGGACCAGACCGACGGCAUCCCUCACAGGCGCCGACGCAGGGAGCAUCAGAGUCCCACCGAGAUAUCUUGAAGCGCGUGACCGUUCUGGCGGAGAGAGGCCGCCCUCACGCCGCUCUCGCGGCUCUGCAAGCCGUGGACGGCCGGAAGCGGGGUACGAGAGUGGCCGUGCCAUACAGGGUGUACGCCCUGCUCUUUCGGGCGCUGGCGAACGGGUACUCGGCGCAGGGCUGGGAGGAGCUCGGGCUAGCGGCAGCGCCGGCGGAAGCGCUGCAGUGGCUGCUGAGGGGCAUGGCGCGGCAGGGCUACCCGGCCAAGACUACCACCCUCAACUUCGGGCUCGAGGCCUUUGCCGUCGCUGCCAAAACUAAACAGGUACGGGAAGGCGAGGAGGAGGUGCGAGCGCGGGUUUGCACGGAGGCUAUGGAUUUCAUGGAGGGGAUGCGGGACGGCUGGAACGGCUUGCUUCCUCCAGUCGCACCGAACGUUGUGUCGUUCAACAUUAUUGUCAAGGUGAUGUGUCGGCUUCAGAUGUUCGACCAAGCGUUCGAGGCUCUGGAAGUCAUGCAAAGGGGGGGGUUCGAGUGA
Ectocarpus siliculosus is the source of this 2580-nucleotide messenger RNA. The record is from the annotation of a GenBank genome assembly. NCBI's taxonomy places the organism in Eukaryota, Phaeophyceae, Ectocarpales, Ectocarpaceae.